GGUUCGCUUUCUUCUCUCUGUCUCUCUCGCUCUCUCCCCCUGUCCAUGUGAUUUUGUUCAUCCAGAUUCGCUCUCUGUACAAAAGCCGCGGGAUUCUCCUCUGCUGCGCUUUACAGCUCCCAUUUCCAAGAUCUGUCUGCACAAUCUAUCUCUGGUUUCCUGACGCUUAUGUGCUCUCUGCUACCUCGAUUUUCUGAGCCUUUCUUGUGUUUUGUGAGGUUCAUAGCUUCAUUUUUACUCUCCCUAUUGUCUUCAGCUAUAAUAGGAAUCCGUUUGUUGAAGCUUGGAAGGAAAAGUGGUUCUUUGGGUGACUAAAAAAAGCCGAAUUCGGUUCAUUUUCUUCUAGGGUUUUGUUUCGUCCUGGGAGGAAUUACAGUUUCUUGGGGUUUGGUAUUGUUGAGCUAUUUGUGAGAGUCUUUUCGGGUUUGAAAUUUUUCCUAGAUGGAUAAGGAGAAAUUCCCAGGCCAUGGUGGAGGUUUUCCACCACCGUCUGGCCGUUACUCAGGUUUUUCGCCAACUGGAAGUAGUUUCAAUGUGAAACCUGAGCCAUCCUCUGCAUCACCAUCAUACCCGCCACUGGCCCCGGGUGCUAGUUCAGACUCAGGUCAUUUUGGGCAUGGCAUGAAUGCAGAUUCUAGUCGCUUUAGCCAUGAUAUUAGCCGAAUGGCCGAUACCCCACGGAGGAAUUUGGGUCAUAGACGUGCCCAUUCGGAAAUUCUCACCCUUCCUGAUGAUAUUAGCUUUGAUAGUGAUCUCGGUGUUGUGGGUGGUGCGGAUGGGCCUUCAUUUUCGGAUGAGACUGAGGAGGACUUGUUUUCUAUGUACCUUGAUAUGGACAAGUUCAAUUCAUCAUCUGCUACGUCAGCAUUUCAAGUGGGUGAGCCAUCGUCUGCUGCGGCUGCACCAACUCUGGCAAUGACAUCCAUGCCAACACCAGCGUCUGGAGCUGCAACUUCUGCCGAGAAUGUUGCAAUUGGUUCUAAUGAGAGGCCCAGAGUUAGGCACCAACAUAGCCAAUCCAUGGAUGGGUCAACGACAAUCAAAUCGGAGAUGCUUGUCUCAGGUUCAGAUGAAAUCUCCGCAGUGGAUUCCAAGAAAGCCAUGUCAGCUACUAAGCUUGCGGAGCUUGCUUUAAUUGAUCCCAAGCGUGCAAAGAGGAUCUGGGCAAACAGGCAGUCAGCUGCUAGAUCAAAGGAAAGGAAGAUGCGAUACAUUGCUGAGCUUGAAAGGAAAGUGCAGACACUGCAAACAGAAGCAACUUCCUUGUCUGCUCAACUGACCCUCUUGCAGAGAGAUACGAAUGGUCUGAAUGCUGAGAACAGUGAACUGAAGCUGCGCUUGCAAACAAUGGAGCAACAGGUUCACUUGCAAGAUGCACUAAAUGAUGCACUCAAAGAGGAGAUUCAGCAUUUGAAAGUAUUGACUGGCCAAACUAUGCCAAAUGGUGGAUCUAUGAUGAAUUUUGCUUCUUUUGGAGCUGGCCAGCAAUUCUAUCCUAACAAUCAUGCGAUGCACACACUUUUAACUGCACAGCAGUUUCAACAGCUUCAGAUUCAUCCUCAGAAGCAGCAGCAUCAGUUUCAGCAGCAUCAACUGCAUCAGCUUCAACAGCAACAAAUGCAGCAGCAGCAGGAUCAACAGCAACAGCAACAACAAACAGGAGACCUGAAAAUCAGAGGAUCCAUAUCUUCUCCCAGCCAAAAUGAAAAUGCUUCAGAUGUCAACUCCUCUGUUUCCAAAGAGUGUUGAUGGGCCAGUAGGGCAGGUAUUGAAAGAGUCGUUGUUCAAAAUUGUAGUUCAGAUCCAUCACAGAUAGGAAAGUCUUCCCAUCCCCCCUUCUUUUUAAAUAUGUUAAGUCUUUAUCACAUUUUGUAUUUAGGCAGUUCUAGAUAUGAUUUUAGUUUUAGAUUGAAUUGUUGACUUUAGACAUUGUAUCUGUAGGAAGAAGUGUAUGGGAUUUUAGUUUUAGUUUGAUUUGGUUUAAUGGGAUGCUGAUGAAUUCAAAUUUUUGAGGUUUGGUGUGGCUCUCUCUCUCUCUCUCUCUCUAACAGACCUAUGCCAGCAUUUCAGACUGGAAAUUGAUUUGUCAAUUCUACCUUGGAAUUCGGUUCA
Messenger RNA from Corylus avellana, 2112 nucleotides. Its product is annotated as Basic-leucine zipper (bZIP) transcription factor family protein. NCBI's taxonomy places the organism in Eukaryota, Viridiplantae, Streptophyta, Magnoliopsida, Fagales, Betulaceae. Gene Ontology annotation, biological process: regulation of DNA-templated transcription. Gene Ontology annotation, molecular function: DNA-binding transcription factor activity. The record is from RefSeq and is a predicted model, not a curated record. Gene Ontology annotation, cellular component: nucleus.